Molecule: messenger RNA, 468 nt
Organism: Meloidogyne enterolobii
Lineage: Eukaryota; Metazoa; Nematoda; Chromadorea; Rhabditida; Meloidogynidae
Source: the annotation of a GenBank genome assembly
AUGUUAAGUCGAAUUUUAAUACCUUUAGCACAAAUGAGGCUACAAAAAUAUGGUGGAAAUGUUUUAAGACGAAGGGUAAAAAGAGCAAGAAUUGAGGAAAAAUCAGAAAAAAUGAUUGGAAUUGAGGAGAUGAAAAAAAUAAGAGAAGAAAUACAAAAUCAAAGGGAAACAGAUCCUAAGGAAAAUUUCAAAGUAAAUUUUAAAACGAUUUUUGAAGGCGGAAAAAUUUUCUUUCAAAAGGUUAGAACAGCAAAUAAUGUUGACCCGUUGUCCAAUGGAAAGGAAAAUAAUUUGGCUGCCAAAAUUUCUAGUCUUCUUGUAAAAUCGCUUGGACCUAAAACAAAAAAUGCAGAUAUUAAAUGGGCAAAAACGUAUAAAACACUACAAAGGCUGUCAGAGCAGAUUGAGAGGGGAAAGAACUUUCCAGGCUCUAGUCUCUAUGAAAAGCGAAUGUUUGUUGAAAUUUAG